AUGUCGAUUAAUAACCUCCACCCCGAACGGCCAUCAAGCUCUCUCAGCGAAAGUUGGACAACCCUCAGCACGUCAGACAUCCAAUCUGAAGAUGACGCUAGAUCAGAACAAACCGAUACGGUCUCUCUGAUCGGUCAGAGUGGCGCCGACGAUGUGACUAGUCUCGAUGGGAGAACUAGCAGCACGUACGGCGACGACGAGGACGAUGACAAUGACGAUGAUAAUGGACAUUAUAAUGACGAGUAUGGGGAUAAGGAAAGUGUUAUUUCGGACUCACAGGAGCUCCCCAGGCCUUUCUUCGCUCAUGAUGACUCUACUGUUGAUGAUAGCAAUAUUACAACCAAGGCUUGCUUGAUGCAGUCGUCUGAGGCCAUCGAGUUCCUUGAGCCUGAGAACUGGCCGGAAAUGGAACGGAUUGAGCUCAAACAUACCAUUCACAUUCUCGAUGAUACGGAGGUUUCAUCUUUGAGGACUCAGCUCCCGAUGAAAGUGGAUCACAGUCAUCUUGCCAUCACUAUACAGCAGACCAUGACGAAACAGGGGUUGGAGUUAGAUAAACCUUUCCGUGUUCUAUAUGUGGGAAAUCCAGAGUUUCGAAACAUCAUUCUUGAUAAAAUCGGUGAUGUCCUCGUAUCGAGCUCUACCAGUAACCUGGGAACCAGCUCUACAGAGUCUUCUCGGUAUCACGUCGUUCCCACAUCUUUUGGAAUUGGAGCUACCCCGAACUAUGCAGAACUUCUUCCUAUUCAUGUACAACUUAUCGUUGACGAGUGUUUAGAUGCUGCAUCGGUCAAGACUGGUCAAAUUACGUUAAAAUUCAAGAACCGUCCAUCUUGCACAUCGUCCUGGAAUGGAUCUGAGCGCCACAUUCAAUCAGAGGCCGAAUGGAACGUACCAGAUCUCGCCAUCAUCUUCAUUUCUGAUGGUGAUUCCGAGACUGCUGUGCAUACCAGGACGCUCGCUCACGAUUUCAUGAAAGCUCAUGGGGUCCCGGUCAUGGUCAUAUCAGAAGAGCCGUUUUGGAAGAAGCCUAGCCAGCAUUUCUUUAAUCUAGAUUAUCAUAGCCUACACCUUUGUCUAGAAUCUCGUCGUCCGCUGACAGGAGAAACAAUCGUUCUGCGACGAUAUCCUAUUGAUGUCAAAACAUUCGAAUCAAUCACUCCCAGUCAAUUGAACCGACAUCUCGCAUCGCUCUCCGGUGGAGAUUCGAAGAUAACGUCAACUACAAAACCACCACUCUUCUCUUCACUGAAAUCCAAAGUGUUCUAUGAUAGCGAAAAAUAUCCGACGAUACAUUUCUUUUCGCCUUAUACUGAGCGUGCCCAAGAGUUUGCGCCUUUCUUACGUCUUGUAAUGCUGUCAAUUGUUCUCGCUGUCUCUGUCUCAUUAGGCUAUACUGUAUUUCGUGUUUUGGCACUUCUUUGCGUACAAUUAUUUACUAGUUCUGCUGUCUCUAAUACCACCGGAAUCGCUCCAGGCGCAACAAUCACUGCAGAAAUCAUUUCAUCAACAGAACUAGCUGGAGCGACGUCGGUUGCCUUGAGAACCCACAGCACUGAUCUUUCCCGUAUCGAGUCGCUUUCCAUAUCGACUGUCAGCGAACUUGCUGAGAUAUCAAGUCUGCUCGCCGAUCCGCAAAGCAACGGUGAUGAGUUUCAAUUCCAGGUUGUUGGAGACUGCCAUGUUAUCAUCAAGCCACCCACGGCAGUGAAACAAAACAAAUUCAAUGUGAAUGUCACCCGCGGAGAGCAAUCGCUUUCUUAUGAACUUUCCAAACUAUUUGACGGCGUGUACACACUCCGGCUGAACCGGGAGGAUGCAUACGGCCUUGUCAACUUGACCGUCUCUGUGAAGUCGCGACGGGCAAAGACACAGACUUUUGAAGCAGACUUUGGCACUCCCUGGUUGAAGAUCGAGAAUUGGAAGCGAGCUGCACAAGCCGUCUCGUCACAAAUCAUGAAAGACUGGGGCUCUGCUCAGACCGGGCUGUCGGAUAUUUACACACGGCUUUCCACUGACGUUCAAGUAUGGGUGGGCGAUGUCGUCAAGAAAUCGCAUUCUCUUCGAAGGGAAGUAGAAUCACUUCACUAUAACCCUACACAAUUCAAGACAACUCGAGAUGCUAUUAUUGCACGAUCAAGGGAGCUUAGCGAGGUUGUUACACGCAACGCCCUACAACGAAUAACCGAUGCUUCGGUGGCAUUGGAGAAAGUGCACGAACAGAGCAAGGCAUUGAACAAGGGGCUCUACAAGGCUGUCAAUGAUGCCGUUGACUCGAUUACCGCUCAUUCCAAGGAUCUAGACAAAUUUACGAAACGCUUUCGAGACAUCGAUUUCCGAGAACUGAAGACUCUAGACUCGCUAGUACGAGCCCAGAAAUCCGCAAAGAAGCUCACUGAGCGAAAUUUCAGACGGCCCCAUUCUCGACGAGGCCAUGCGAAGAAGAAAGUUUGA
Talaromyces proteolyticus is the source of this 2454-nucleotide messenger RNA. RefSeq lists its product as uncharacterized. The transcript has a single exon. The record is from RefSeq and is a predicted model, not a curated record. Lineage: Eukaryota; Fungi; Ascomycota; Eurotiomycetes; Eurotiales; Trichocomaceae. The coding region runs from base 1 to 2454 and encodes 817 amino acids.